CUUCAAGUUUGAGUGAUGAUGAUGGAGAUUGAAUCCAAGUGGGUGGUCCUGAUGGCCAUUGUUGUUUUGAUGUUGCGAUACCUUCUCAAGAAUGUAAAUUGGUGGUUGUAUGAAUCUAAAUUGGGUAAGAAGCAGUACUCACUGCCCCCUGGUGACAUGGGCUGGCCCUUCAUUGGCAACAUGUGGUUUUUCCUUAGAGCUUUCAAGUCCAGGGACCCUGAUUCCUUCAUGUCCUCCAUUGUCUCUAGAUAUGGACGAAGCGGAAUAUACAAGGCCUUCAUGUUUGGGAACCCAAGUGUGAUUGUGACAACCCCUGGAGCAUGCAAGAGAGUUCUGACAGAUGACACUAAAUUUGAACCUGGUUGGCCUCGCUCUACAAUAGAACUCAUGGGAAAGAAGUCAUUCGUGUCAAUUGGGUAUGAAGAACACAAGCGUCUCAGGCGCCUGACAUCGUCUUCAAUCAAUGGCAUGGAAGCAUUGUCUCUGUACUUGACAUACAUUGAAGACAAUGUUAUAAGUUCCUUGGAGAAAUGGUCCAACAUGGGAGAAAUUGAAUUCUUAACUCAGAUGCGGAAGCUUACUUUUAAAAUCAUCAUGCAUAUUUUCAUUAGCUCAGAAAGUGAACAUGUCAUGGAGGCUUUGGAAAGAGAAUACACUCAACUUAACCAUGGAGUUAGAGCCAUGCGGAUUAAUAUUCCUGGAUUUGCAUACCACAAGGCAUUCAAGGCGAGGAAAAAACUACUUGCCAUAUUCCAAUCUAUUGUGGACGAGAGAAGAGAGCAAAGGAAGACAUUUGUACCAAAAAAAGCCAAAGAUAUGAUGGAUGCUCUGAUUGAUGUUGAAGAUGAUAAAGGGAGAAAGUUGAGUGAUGAGGAAAUCAUUGAUAUCAUGUUGAUGUACUUGAAUGCUGGUCAUGAAUCUUCAGGACAUAUCACCAUGUGGGCGACCUAUUUCCUGCAAAAGCACCCAGAAUAUCUCCAAAAGGCUAAGGCGGAACAAGAAGAAAUAAUAAAGAAAAGGCCUCCAACACAGAAAGGGUUGACUCUUAAGGAAAUUCGACAGAUGGAAUUUCUUUAUAAGGUGAUUGAUGAAACAUUGCGUGUGAUUACAUUCUCACUUGUGGUAUUUCGAGAGGCAAAGUCUGAUGUCAACAUAAAUGGUUACAUCAUUCCAAAAGGUUGGAAAGUGUUGAUUUGGUUUAGGUCGGUUCAUCUUGAUCCUGAAAUAUAUCCUGAUCCGAUGCAAUUUAAUCCUAAUAGAUGGAAUGAACACAAGGCUGGGGAAUUUCUUCCCUUUGGAGCAGGAACUAGAUUGUGUCCAGGCAAUGAUCUAGCCAAGAUGGAAAUUGCAGUUUUUCUUCAUCAUUUCAUAAUGAAUUACCAGCUUGAACAGGUUAAUCCUGAAUGUCGAGUGAGAUACUUACCUCAUCCAAGGCCCAUGGACAAUUGCUUGGCAAGGAUCAGGAAAUGUUCACCUACAUCAACCUAAGAUGGAAGAAAGGGGAUUUACAAUAUGAAAUUCGAUCAAUAAAUGUACGAACCCAAAGCUAGUAUAAGUUAUUUUAUAAUAAUCGAAUAAUGUUUAUGAUAAAAUGUAUGAUAACACUCGUGAACUGUCACAAUUUAUCAUUUAUGU
This is a messenger RNA of Lotus japonicus, 1635 nucleotides long. RefSeq names its product ent-kaurenoic acid oxidase 1-like. The transcript has 8 exons. The record is from RefSeq and is a predicted model, not a curated record. Gene Ontology annotation, biological process: brassinosteroid biosynthetic process; multicellular organism development; brassinosteroid homeostasis. Gene Ontology annotation, cellular component: endoplasmic reticulum. Gene Ontology annotation, molecular function: heme binding; iron ion binding; ent-kaurenoic acid monooxygenase activity. NCBI's taxonomy places the organism in Eukaryota, Viridiplantae, Streptophyta, Magnoliopsida, Fabales, Fabaceae. The coding region runs from base 16 to 1488 and encodes 490 amino acids.